AGUGAUGAAAUUGGAAUUCCCCGUGCGGAGCCUCUAGAACGAACAGGAAACCAACAUGGAUGUGUCUGACACUCAACCAGGAAAGUGUGGAAAAGAUUGGAUGAGCCAGCUACCACGUCAUUUGCAGACAGUGCCACUUAACAAACUUGCAAUUCCAGGAUCUCAUAAUUCCUUCUCCUACAGUUUGGAUCCACUGUCACAGGUAGCCCCAGACCAGCCAAGGGAAAUCCAAGCGGUUGUCCACAUGUUUGGAGCACCCGGACGUGACGUCAUUCAUCGUUGGUCUGUAACACAAACCCUGACGGUGGAACAGCAGCUGAACUCUGGAAUUCGAUAUUUUGAUAUUCGUAUUUCUCGACACACUGGGUCUGGAAAAGUAUGUUUUAUUCAUGGACUUCAUGGGGCAGAUGUCAUCCCUUGUUUGGAAGACAUGAAGAAAUUCCUUAGCAAUCAUCCUAAAGAAAUUGUGAUUUUAGAUUUCAAUCAUCUGUAUGAAAUGGAGGCAGGCCAUCAUGCGUCUUUGCUUCAGGCCAUAACCGAGAUAUUUGGAAACAAGAUAUGCCCGUUUUUGAACAUGGAGUGCUUAAGCCUUGAAAUGCUCUGGGAGAGUGAACUUCAAGUUAUCAUUUUAUACCAUAAUGAGGCAGUAUCUGAAAACCCGUUUUUCUGGUCUGGGUCAUUUAUUAAGUCACCAUAUACUAAUUCAACGGACAUUUCUCAUCUUUUAUCAUUUUUGGACAAACACAAAAAAGAAAAUGACGACCCGGAACGAUUCUUCUGUUGGCAAGGGAUACUGACACCGUGCGCUCAGACAAUCAUUUCUCAUUUCUCCGGAAGCUUAAAAGAUGUGCUGGCCUCGAAGUUAGCGCCAUUUUUUGUCACGUGGGUGAAAAAUGGUAAAAGCAUAAACUGUAAGCAUGGUAUCUUCAUCAUGGACUUUGUUGAGAUGGCAGACUUCAUUUCCUGUGUGAUCGAUCUCAAUUAUUGAUGUUUAAAUUGUUGUUACACGUGACCGUGGCACAUUUUGAGAGAUGAAAUUAAAUCUGUAACAGUAUAAA
Ostrea edulis (European flat oyster) is the source of this 1058-nucleotide messenger RNA. RefSeq names its product PI-PLC X domain-containing protein 3-like. The transcript is spliced from 2 exons. Gene Ontology annotation, biological process: lipid metabolic process. Bases 56 to 988 code for a protein of 310 amino acids. Gene Ontology annotation, molecular function: phosphoric diester hydrolase activity. The record is from RefSeq and is a predicted model, not a curated record. Lineage: Eukaryota; Metazoa; Mollusca; Bivalvia; Ostreida; Ostreidae.